Molecule: messenger RNA, 1758 nt
Organism: Caenorhabditis briggsae
Lineage: Eukaryota; Metazoa; Nematoda; Chromadorea; Rhabditida; Rhabditidae
Exons: 7
Coding region: 1-1758 (585 amino acids)
Biological process (GO): monoatomic anion transmembrane transport; citrate transport
Cellular component (GO): membrane
Molecular function (GO): citrate transmembrane transporter activity; succinate transmembrane transporter activity
Source: RefSeq, a predicted model, not a curated record
AUGAGCCGUCGUUAUGGUUGGUUUGAUGAGAUUCGUACCUUCUUUCCAACCAUUUGGCUCAUUUUGGCUCCACUCAUCCUGAGCCCUUUGCUGUUUUUGGGACAGGAAGGAAAAUGUACAUUCGUAAUUUUGACAAUGUCCUGUUAUUGGGUGGCAGAAGUGGUUCCACUGGCUGUAACGUCUUUUAUUCCGAUGAUAGCUCUUCCAUUCCUGGGAAUUGUUGGAAUUAAACAAGUUGCUCCUAAAUAUUUUGCAGAUACAAAUAUCGUAUUUUUCAAUAGUUUGAUGCUAUCACUUGCCGUCGAAGAAUGUCAGCUGCAUAAAAGAAUUGCUCUGAAAAUGUUGACCUAUGUUGGAACAAGGCCACAUUGGUUGAUGGCUGGAUUCAUGAUCAUCACCAGUUUUAUAUCACUUUGGAUCUCGGAUACAGCUUGUUGUGCACUGAUGGCUCCGAUUGCAUAUGCUCUUCUUGAAGAAAUUAUGAUUCCAAAAAUGAGAAAAGUUAAGAAAAUCGAGGAGAUUGAGAAUACAAAAGUGCUAGAAAAUGGAGAAAUCGAAGAACGGAAACUGGACACUUCAAAACUUUCAGCGAGAGAUAGAGGAAUCUGUAAGUGUAUGAUGCUUCUGGUUGCUCAUGCCUCGUUGAUAGGAGGAACGGGAACUAUAAACUCCACUGGACCAAAUCUAAUUUUCAGAGAUAACAUUGAAAAAAACUUCCCAAACGAGGACCAUGGUAUCUCUUAUCUUUCUUGGAUGGCAUUUGCAAUUCCUCCUAUGAUAUUCUACAUGUUCUCUUCUUGGUUCAUUGUUCAAUUACAGUUUUUGGGACCUCGUCACAUGAUAAGUAUGUUCAAAAAACCAACAGAAUCUGAGAAAGAAGAAGAGGACUUUGCAAGAAAAGCUGUAUUGAAAAGUUAUAAUCAGUUGGGACCAAUGACAUGGGCUGAGAAAAGUACUCUUGUCAUUUUCCUUUUGGCAGUUUUGUCCUGGAUUUCAUCAGACCCAAAAGUGAUUCCGGGAUGGUCAGAUUUGUUCAAAAAGGGAUAUGUAACUGAUUCCUGUUCCGGAUUGGUUGCAGUGUUCUUGCUUUUCAUUUGGCCAAAAAACAAGCCGGACUUCAGGAUGUUUAGAAAAGACAAGAACAGACCAUCCGUUCGUCAAGAACCUCUGAUUGAUUGGGAUUGCGUUAGACGUCGCUUCCCUUGGUCAAUUAUUCUUCUUCUGGGAGCUGGAUUUGCUAUUUCAGAAGCAGUGAAAGUUAGUACGGUAAAUUUCUCUUCUCUAGCGGAUAUUUUUAAGGUCAGCGGUCUCUCAACACUCAUUGCCUAUAACUUGAAUAGCACUAUUUCUUCUCUUCCACUUUUUGGAAUGCAAGUGAUUCUUUCCAUUGUGGUUGUUGUGAUGACUGAAUUUUCAACCAACUCUGCAACUGCUUCUAUAUUCAUUCCAAUUUCGUUUACUCUGGCAGAAUCAGUUUGUGCACAUCCCUUAUAUUUUUCAAUUCCAACUGCAAUAGGACCAUCUUUCUCUUUUAUGCUCCCAAUGGCAACACCUGCAAAUGCCAUUGUUUAUGAGACAAAAACUAUACGAAUGAUUGAUAUGGUUUCAUGUGGCGUUCUUCUCAAUAUAUUUUGCAUUGUGAUCACUGUCAUCAACAUGAAUACAUGGGCAUAUUGGUUAUUCAAUAUGGGAACAUAUCCAGAUUAUGCCAUACGACAUGCAACGAAUCUGACGGGAAAUUCAACGCAAUGUUUUUAA